Messenger RNA from Corythoichthys intestinalis (scribbled pipefish), 3936 nucleotides. RefSeq names its product Wolfram syndrome 1b (wolframin) (gene wfs1b). The record is from RefSeq and is a predicted model, not a curated record. Gene Ontology annotation, cellular component: endoplasmic reticulum membrane; endoplasmic reticulum. The transcript has 9 exons. The coding region runs from base 1 to 2823 and encodes 940 amino acids. Gene Ontology annotation, biological process: calcium ion homeostasis; endoplasmic reticulum unfolded protein response. Lineage: Eukaryota; Metazoa; Chordata; Actinopteri; Syngnathiformes; Syngnathidae.
AUGGAAACCUCACCAUCAGGCAACCCGAAUCUCAGCCCUUCUCCACCCGCCGCUGCAGGGAUAGAUCCGCUGUCUCCAAGAGCUUCGACUAAACUCACCAUGCGGACCCCUGCGAUGGUGUCCCCUUCUCGCCAUGUUUAUUCCCGCUCAUCUUCGCUCCCCACGCCGACCGCUUCGCCACUUUCCUCCCCCACCAGAAGCCCCUCUCAACUGGGGAGAGCGCAGCUCAAUGCGGCUUCCUCGGCCACCGCCGGAACAUCAGCUGGAGCUACAGCUCCAACAGUGCCUGCAACAGAGGAGCCAGAAGAGGAGACCAAUCUGGAAGAAGUGGCUGAACGAGCAAAGUUAGGUGACGCUAGAGCGCAGACCAAGAUGGGACGCUUCUUCUUGGCUCUGGCCCAAGAACGAGACGAGGAGCUAAACAACUGCACGGCGGUCACCUGGCUGGUCCAGGCUGCUAAACAGGGCCGCAAGGAUGCCGUGAGACUGCUGCAGCAAUGCCUAAGCUCUAGGCAAGGUAUCACACUUGAGAACUUUGAGGAGGUGAAAAAGCUGUGUACGGAAACUCGUUUUGAGAGGGGAGUUCGGAAAGCGGCUCUGCUCAUGUACUGGAAGUUGAACCCGGAAAAGAAGAGGUCGGUGGCAGUUUCAGAGAUGCUAGAGAACGUGGAACAUGUCCACACAGUUCAAGACAAGCCACUUUCCCAAGGCCCACUUAACAGCUCUACUAAGAAGCAGAGGAGAGUCCUGGAAACAAUGGUGACCAGUGAGUCCAUCUCCCAUUUGGGGAUGGAUGAAUUUGUGGAAAUGACAAAGAAGUACGCUCAAGGAAUGGCGCCACCUCCCGCCAUGGCGGCCGUGUCAACCAGCGAUGAAGAUGACGAUGACGACGUGGUGGUGAAGAAUCCAGAUGACCUGCCACUACACCAAAAGCUGCUGAAGUUCCCGCUUCACGCGCUGCUGGAGAUCAAGGAGCACCUCAUCGACUGGGCGUCACGGGCGGGCAUGCAGUGGCUUAGCGCCCUAAUUCCCACGCACCAUGUCAACGCACUCAUCUUCUUCUUUAUAAUCUCCAACCUCACCAUAGAGUUCUUCAUCUUCCUCAUUCCUUUGCUGGUUUUCUACCUCUCCUUCUUCUCCAUGGUUAUUUGCACGCUGCGGGUAUUCCAGAAUUCCAAAGCUUGGGAGAACUUCAGGGCUCUGACUGAUUUGUUGGCUCAUUUUGAGCCCGCUCUCGAUUUGGAGCAAGCCGAGACCAACUUUGGAUGGACCCAUUUGGAGCCCUAUCUAUAUUUCUUGCUCUCGGUGGUGUUUGUGGUCUUCUCCUUCCCUGUUGCUGACAAGUCAUGGAUCCCGUGCUCCGAACUGGCAGCAGUGGCGCUCUUCUUCACCGUCACCGCCUUCCUUAGCCUUCACGCCUCUGCCAAGUUAUUUGCUCGUAGAGCCCUGCUGACUGAAGUACUGUCAGGGGCCUGCUCCCUCGUUUACCUGCUGCCGGACUAUAUGUGGAUGCUAAGGGUCUUUGGGAGGACUUUUAUCUCAGUGCCUCUGGGCGACAUCUUGGCGUUGAACAUUGGUGUACCCUGCGCCCUCUAUGGCCACCUGGUCUACCUCCUGUUCCGAAUGGCGCAGCUUAGAGGCUUCAAGGGGACUUACUUGUGCCUGGUGCCUUAUUUGGUUUGUUUUACUUGGUGUGAGCUCUGCUUGGUGUUCCUCAAGAACGCCUCAGCCAUCGGCCUCAUACGAACCUGUGCGGGUUACUUCCUCUUCCUAUUCGCUCUGCCAGUUCUCUCCUUGGGACUGGCUGCGAUGCUCGUCAUUCAGCUACUGCAGUGGUUCGUGGCGCUGGAGAUCACCAAGAUGGCAGUUACGCUGACAGUCUGCUUUGUCCCGGUCGUCCUGAGGCUUUGGACCCGCUUCAGUCUGAACCCCAUUGUGGUGUUUCGCUCACUGUCCCGGAGCAGCAUAGUCAAACUCAUCCUGGUGUGGCUCAGUGCCGUGCUGCUCUUCUGCUGGAUGUACGUGUACAGGUCAGAGGGUAUGAAGGUUUACAACUCCACCCUCACCUGGCCAGAAUACAGCAACAUGUGCGGCCCAUUGGCGUGGAAGGAGUCCAACAUGGCCCAAACUCAGAUCCUCUGCUCACACCUCGAAGGCCACAGGGUCACCUGGACGGGACGCUUUAAAUACGUGCGCGUGACGGACAUUGAAAAUGGAGCGCAGUCGGUCAUCAACUUACUUCCUGUGUUGGUGGGGAAUUGGAUGCGUUGUCUGUACGGUCAGCCGUAUCCUGCAUGUGACAGGAUGGCAACUCCGCCAGUAGGGCCUCACCCUUUCUUGGCCCCACCGAUCCAAGACCCCCUGUGUAAACUCAAAAAACUCGCCAAGCACGAAUGCCAUGUGAAACGCUUCGACCGUUACAAGUUUGAAGUCACCAUGGGCAUGCCGCAAGAAAGGAAAACCAAAAAUGGAACGGUCGUGGAGGACGAAGACGCCACCAAGGACAUUGUUCUGCGUGCCAGCAACGAGUUCAAGUCAGUGCUGCUGCACUUGAACACGGGAAGCCUGGUGGAGUUCAGCACCAUCCUGGAGGGCCGCCUUGGCUCAAAAUGGCCUGUUUUUGAGCUGAAAGCCAUUCACUGCCUCUCGUGUGGCAACACCCGCCAGUCUAGCCGCAGACAGUAUAAGAUUGAACACGACUGGAGGCGCACGGUCCAGAGCGCUUUGCAGUUUGCCUUCGACUUCUUUUUUAACCCCUUCCUGACCGCACAGCUACACCAACUCUCUGACACUGACACUGUGACAGAUGUGACCGGGUCAUAGGCGCGACUUAUUAUUUUAGAUUUCAGCCAAGCUAUUUUGAGAAUACAUUGUUUUGGGUGAAAUUUCAGGAUGAACUUGAAAUGUACCACAGUUCUACUCGAUUUUCUAUGUUUGCAGCUGGGCUCAGUUCCCAACUAAUAUGUCCUGAUUGACUUAGAAAUUGUAUUUAUUUAAACCGUUUUUUGUCAUCAUUUCAGUUCACAUUGUGACAGCUAUAGAGAAAGACGUCUCAACAAUCAUCAACAGUACACAACCAAUGCAAUCCUACAAACAGGAUGUCCAUAGAGGGAAGUUGCAACUGAGCUUUUUGUUCACUUGUUAAAGUUAUAGUGCCAUUAAUCCUGAAAAUUCAACCAAAGUCCCUGACAUUUUACCCUGUUUUCAAAGGCGAACACUUGUAAUAAAGACCCCUCUAAAACCUGCUUAGUUAAGCUCACAUUGUGUUGCACCCCAUGUGCAGACAGUUUAAAAUAAACAAGUGUUAAGUUGCUACUCAGUUAAAUGAUGGAGCGUCUGUUGACGUACGGCUUAAAUUAUCAAGUGAUUGACUUAAGUAAAUGCUUUAUUGCAUUUUAAAAUACACUACAGCUAUACACCUAUGUUGUCCUUUUGAUUUCAAAAGGCAUUAUUCCAAUUAUUUAUCCUGCCUUCUGUUUGAAAGCCUGCCAAUCUCGGAAUCAUAGGUGUUUUGUAUUCUGUGUCCCAUUAAAAUGGAACAAACACUUUUAGAUUUAAAAUAUAUUGUUUUAUUAAGUACAAAAGAAAACUGCAAAGCUUCAAGUAUGGAGUAACUUUGAUUAUUAUUUGAUACUCAUUAAAAGCGCGAAGAGAAUUGUGUGGGGGUUUUUUGUUUUGUUUUAGGAUAGUGGGAUUUGAUUAUCAUGUGCAUCCAAAAUGGAACGAGUUGAUAAAAAAGUAUUGGGCUUUAAAAUGAAAGCGACAGAUCAUUUUUCAAUUACUGACACUAGGUGGCAUCCUAACCUUUAGUAACGAUGACUCGCUAUUAGGGUAAAUAAACGGUUUUUGAAAUCAAUGGAUGCAAUUGUUGAAAUCUUUAUUCAAAAAACAUCAGCAUUGUUUAUACCUGCCUGUUUGACAGGUUUGUCAUCAACG